AUGGCUCUGACACUUCUCCUGAUCCUUUGCCUGGUGUUAGAAGCUAGAUCGAAUCAUGAAGAAAGGCUUAUUCAUGACUUGCUAGCCAACUAUGAUAAGAGGAUUCGACCAGCAAAGACCCAUGGAGACAUCAUUGAUGUGACACUGAAACUUACACUAACCAAUCUCAUUUCAUUGAAUGAAAAGGAGGAAGUACUUACCACAAAUGUCUGGAUUGAAAUACAAUGGAAUGAUUAUCGCUUGUCCUGGAACAAGUCCGAAUAUGAUGGGAUAGGUGUGGUCAGAGUUCCAUCCAACUUGCUCUGGCUUCCUGAUGUUGUCCUUGAGAACAACAUUGAUGGUCAGUUUGAAGUUGCUUACUAUUCCAACGUUCUUGCCUAUGAUACUGGCUAUAUGUACUGGCUGCCACCUGCUAUAUAUCGAAGCGCCUGUCCUAUUGCUGUGACAUACUUCCCUUUUGACUGGCAGAACUGUUCCCUUGUCUUCAGGUCACAAUCAUACAAUGCCCAUGAAGUCAACUUGGAGCUAUCAGAGGAAGAAGGAACGUUGAUUGAGUGGAUCCACAUUGAUCCUGAAGACUUCACUGAGAAUGGUGAGUGGACAAUAAGACACAAGCCUGCAAAGAAGAAUAUCAACUGGCAGUUCACUAAGGAUGAUAUCGAGUACCAGGAGAUCAUCUUCUUCCUGAUUAUUCAGAGGAAGCCACUGUUCUACGUCAUCAACAUCAUUGCCCCCUGUGUCCUCAUUUCCUCACUGGUGGUCCUUGUCUACUUCUUGCCAGCACAAGCUGGAGGUCAAAAAUGCACUCUUUCGAUAUCUGUGCUUCUGGCACAAACUGUCUUCCUGUUCUUGAUUGCACAGAAAGUUCCGGAAACAUCAUUAAAUGUUCCACUCAUUGGAAAAUAUUUAAUAUUUGUGAUGAUUGUAUCAAUGCUGAUUGUAACGAACUGCGUUAUCGUCUUAAAUGUCUCCCUGAGGACACCCAACACUCACAACUUGUCUGAGAAGAUCAAACACGUGUUCCUGGAGUUCCUGCCCCAGUAUCUAGGCAUGCAUUUAGAGCCUUCCGAGGAUACUUGGAACAAACCCCAACCGAGGCGCAGGAGUUCCUUUGGGAUUAUGAUCAAAGCGGAGGAAUACAUUCUUAAAAAGCCAAGGAGUGAGCUAAUGUUUGAUAGACAGAGAGACAGACAUGGUCUGAAGAGAAUAAACAAUAUGACAGCAGAUAUUGACGUUGGAACAACAGUUGAACUCUACAAAAAUCUGGCUCACUUCGCCCCAGAGAUAAAAUCCUGCGUUGAUGCCUGCAACUUUAUUGCCAAAAGCACCAAAGAACGGAAUGACUUUGGCUCUGAAAAUGAAAACUGGAUUCUGAUUGCAAAAGUCAUCGACAAGACAUGCUUCUGGAUCGCUCUCCUUCUGUUUACCAUUGGCACUCUGGCAAUCUUCCUCACGGGGCACUUCAACCAAGUACCAGAACUCCCCUUCGCGGGAGACUCCAAGAAAUAUGCGCCAGAAUAGAAUACUUCACCCGUCCCCUUCCUAAUCCUAAUUCAGGUCCAGAUACAUUUCUGACCUUGCUCUGUUUAAUUUUUAAUCUUUUAAAAUAAAUAAGUAGCUACUGCAUCUGUUCAGAACUGGUAAGCCACAUUGCUUCUAGGCUGGGUUUUAAUUUCCAGGUAAUAUGUUGGCUUAUCUCUUCUUCAAUGUGUUGUAAUGUCAUUAUUUAGCAGCAUUGGUUGGUCGGGGCUGGGGAGUAGAGAGAAUGGGGUGAUUUAAAAGCUGCCCCAUGAUCACCAUUAAUUUCAUCCAUAAAUCAUUUUUAAGAAAGGAGAAAACUUUUCACCCUCAGUCCACAUUUAAGAAAAAAAUCAAGGACUGAACAUUUUUUAUUUAUGACUUGUGCUGCGUC
Molecule: messenger RNA, 1912 nt
Organism: Pristis pectinata (smalltooth sawfish)
Lineage: Eukaryota; Metazoa; Chordata; Chondrichthyes; Rhinopristiformes; Pristidae
Gene: chrne
Product: cholinergic receptor, nicotinic, epsilon
Exons: 12
Coding region: 1-1521 (506 amino acids)
Biological process (GO): chemical synaptic transmission; signal transduction; regulation of membrane potential
Cellular component (GO): postsynaptic membrane; synapse; neuron projection
Molecular function (GO): transmembrane signaling receptor activity; acetylcholine-gated monoatomic cation-selective channel activity
Source: RefSeq, a predicted model, not a curated record